Messenger RNA from Heterobilharzia americana, 1219 nucleotides. The record is from the annotation of a GenBank genome assembly. Lineage: Eukaryota; Metazoa; Platyhelminthes; Trematoda; Strigeidida; Schistosomatidae.
CUCUAAGGUAGGAUUUAGAACUGACUUACACGUGAAUUCUGGUGUAUGAAGUAAUGUUUGCAGUAGUGUAUUAAGGUGGCAUGUUCCACCUUGAUCUAAUAAUCCAGUAAGUUUAUGUCUUGAUUUCCAUAACCAUGGGAAAUCUGUAUCUAGUGUAUUUUGUUCGAUAGAGAUUUCUGAUUCAUUUUUAGUCAAGUGACUUGAAGGCAAGAUACGUUCGAAUCUUGCAUUUUCUUCACUUCAACCAGAACCUUUCCUAUACUAUUAGAUAGGUUAAUGAAUUAAAAUAUGCGGAGAAAUCAAUAAUUUUGAUCAAUAUUGUAUUUCGUGUGCAAGAAUCAUGACUGAUUACUUACAGGAAGUAACUAAAACACCGGAAAAAAAGAGAAAAUUAUCAAAAUUAUUCUUGAAUAAAAUUGAAAAAAUAACAAAAUCUGAUGAUAAAUAUUUAGAUUCACAGGUUAAUACUUAUCAAUCAAAUAAAUUAAUGUAUAGUGAAUUUUUCCAAUUUUUUGAACAAUGGUAUCAUAAAAAUGAAAGAAAAUAUAUACAAUACUUAUCAAUAUACAAUCGUGAGUUUAUAACAAAAGUUGAAUUUAAAUUAGCAUUGAAAGAUUUAAAUAUACCAUUGAAUAAUGUUCAAUUACACAUGAUUUAUAAAUGGUUAGAUCCUGAAAAUACUGGUUUAGUUGAAUAUAUUAGACUAUAUGAAGUAUUCUGUCGAGUAUUAGUUAAAUACUAUACAGAAGAUAUUGAAGAUGAGAUAUAUGAAAUGAAUCUUGAAGAUACUGAAAAAUGGAUUAUGAUGACAUUUAAACAAUCCACAUAUAAUCGAUUAGAUAUGCCAACAUCAUUUAAACAAUUAAUACAUUUAGAUUAUACAGGAAGUAUGCUAAUUCAGUUAAUCUAUUUAAAAAUACCACAAUUACCAUCAUAUAAACUAGUAUUAUUUACUGAUCCAGUAUAUUAUAAUAAAACAAUUAUACAUUUUAAUCAAAAAUUAUAUGAUUUUGAUUUUAUUGGUGGUUCAAAAAUUACCCCAACUGAAGGUACAAUCUAUUAUGACUAUUCAAUGGGUUAUAUUGAUGCUCCAUUAUUGUUGAAUAGAGAAAUAGAUGAAAGUAGUAAUUUAUUAUCCACUUUAAAUAAUCAACAAUCAAAGCAAAACUCUCAACAAGAAAAUAAUGACCAACAGUCUGUAGAUAGUCUAUAUACAUAA